This is a messenger RNA of Aspergillus viridinutans, 1041 nucleotides long. RefSeq lists its product as uncharacterized. The coding region runs from base 1 to 1041 and encodes 346 amino acids. The record is from RefSeq and is a predicted model, not a curated record. The transcript has a single exon. NCBI's taxonomy places the organism in Eukaryota, Fungi, Ascomycota, Eurotiomycetes, Eurotiales, Aspergillaceae.
AUGGCUGUACAGUGGGAAGUCAUCCAGAUGAAGGUCGAGACCAGCCCAGGUGAUCAUAUUCGAGAUAGCCUCUUCGCCAACGGUCAAAUGCAGGUGCCUGUUAUUGUGUCGAUUGAAGCAAUCAAUCCAGCCAACAAUACAAUCUACAAACUAAGCGCAGCGCAGCUUAACACCAUCAAGCUUGUGGAUUAUUAUAAUCCUACUACGCAACUGUCGACCCCUUGGACUUAUUCGGACGUGGAAAAUGAAUUCCACCAUGCGUUGCCGGCCACUGCGGCUAGUGAGACGCAGCAAACCGACGCCUCCGAUCCAAGAGCGGAUUUUCAAAAGAAAACCUGGUGGGUUUCGACCUCAAGGGUCGAGCACAAGAACAUCGGGGCAAGCAUCCAGACCCCCCAAGGGAUCUAUCAUACCGGCGGAGGGACUGGGCAUUCCGACUCCCAUGUGACCAUUACCGGUAUAAGCCCCAUACAUUACAACAUGAGUAAUGUCGAGUUCAGUGGCUACGAGAAUACCGCAAAUGGGAAGACUACGAACGGGACUCACUCAUUCGAUCAGGACAAUUACUAUCUUUCCAGCAAGGUCCAUCGAUUCAAAAAAGUCCAGAUCAGAGGCGGCUAUUUUUCGGACCCUCCGCCGGUUGAGUAUUCUUACGUACGAGUCUCGCGGAACGUCAUCAUCGUCGAGCAAACCCAUCUGCACUACCUGUGGCCGAUUGGCUCGCAACAGACAAAGCAGGCAGGGCACCCAAACGCAAUAGCCAAUAUCACAGUCAAUCAACGACACGGUGCCCUCUGUCUCACCCGUCUCACCUUGGGGGGCCGUCCGUUAUACGGCGACAUUGGUGGCCUUUUCACAGGCCAAUUCACGAUAUGGGAUGAAUAUGGCAAUUGGGGGAAGUUCAAAGCUGGCAGUACAGACGGCUACAACCAAAUCGCCAUGGCCGCUGACAAUUCGUUAUUGGAUGAAAAGUCCUCACCCAGUGAGAAAUUCACGCCCAUCAGUCCAGAAGAGGCGGCCUCCAUUGAUCUGGAAGAGUGA